CGAGAAUAAUAAGAAAUGAGUGGCUCCGGAAAGCCUCUUCUUGGUCUUUGGCUUUACCGAAGCGGCGAAGAUUGGAGUUACAAAGAAGAUUGUCCUCUUCAAACUGCGGCCACGGGAGUUAAUCAGUCGGCGACCGAGGAACCAAAACCAAAAGUGGAAAAAAUCUCUGUAAUUUUUACGCUAAAAAACCAAGUCGGAGGUUUAGUCCGAGCUCUGCAAGCGUUCCAAGACCUCGGCAUCAACGUAAAUCACAUCGAAUCUCGUCCAUCUCAACUAGCCGAUAAUCAAGUCGAUUUCUUGGUAGAUAUUGACACCGAUCAACGUAAAUUAGAUCAGUUAGGGCGUCUACUCAAAAGAGAAGUGCAAACUAUGGUCAUAGGUACUUAUGGAAACGGUGAAGAGGACGAAUUUCCUCCUCCCACUCCAUUAUCGGCAACUACGAGUUUCGACUUUGAUGACAUGCCUUGGUUUCCGAAGAAAAUCUCAGAUCUUGAUCAAGCCCAAAAUGUCCUAAUGUAUGGAGCUGAACUCGAUGCUGAUCAUCCAGGCUUCAAAGAUCCAGUUUACAGGAAAAGAAGAGAACAAUUCUUUAGAAUUGCAAUGAAUUAUAAACAUACUUUUAGCGGCCAACCGAUACCGAAGGUUCAGUACACUCCUGAAGAAAUAAAAACGUGGGGAACCGUCUUCCGCGAACUCCACAAACUUUAUCAGAAGCACGCUUGUCGAGAGUACUUGGAAAAUUGGCCUCAGUUAGAAAAAUACUGCGGCUAUCGAGAGGACAACAUCCCUCAACUGGAAGACGUAAAUGUGUUUCUAAAGCGAAAAACGGGCUUUCAACUCCGACCAGUUGCUGGAUACUUGAGUCCAAGAGAUUUCCUUUCUGGGUUGGCCUUCCGCGUCUUUCAUUGCACCCAAUACAUUCGACACUCUUCGGACCCAUUUUACACCCCUGAACCUGAUUGUUGUCAUGAAUUACUUGGACACAUGCCGUUGCUCGCAAACCCCAGUUUUGCCCAAUUUUCGCAAGAAUUGGGGCUAGCGUCUCUGGGAGCCUCAGAAGAGGAUGUCAACAAAUUGGCAACACUUUAUUUUUUCACCGUUGAGUUCGGUUUGUGCAAGCAAGAGGGCGAAAUGCGCGUUUACGGUGCUGGUCUCUUGAGUUCAGUGGCUGAACUUCGCCACGCUCUUAACACUCCUGAAAAAAUAAAACGUUUCGAUCCGGAUGAAACGGUCAAACAGGAGUGCAUAAUCACGUCUUUUCAGCUCGGUUAUUGGUACACUGAUUCUUUCGAGGAAGCUAAGGAGAAAAUGAGGACUUUUGCGGAACAAAUUCAGCGGCCGUUUGGGCUGCGCUACAAUCCGUAUACUCAAAGUGUGGAAGUUUUGAGUAAUGAACAGAAAAUAACAGCCGUGGUCUCGGAAUUACGCGGAGAUUUGUGCAUUGUAAACAGCGCUUUGAAGAAAAUCAGCGCGAGACAUGCCAAUUUGAAUGUUGAUAAAAUUGCCAAUCUUUUGCAAACUGGACUUGCCACCUCAAAUGGGGAAGACAAUCAAAACUAAAAAUAUACCAAAUUUGAAUUGUAACAUUUAUGGACCAGAUUAUAU
Molecule: messenger RNA, 1605 nt
Organism: Tribolium madens (black flour beetle)
Lineage: Eukaryota; Metazoa; Arthropoda; Insecta; Coleoptera; Tenebrionidae
Product: tryptophan 5-hydroxylase 1
Exons: 8
Coding region: 16-1560 (514 amino acids)
Biological process (GO): serotonin biosynthetic process; aromatic amino acid metabolic process
Cellular component (GO): neuron projection
Molecular function (GO): iron ion binding; tryptophan 5-monooxygenase activity
Source: RefSeq, a predicted model, not a curated record